AGCUUUUUCUGGCCCGAAGCGCAGCUGCACCCGCCCUUCAAGGCGCGGGGCCGCCAUGGCGGCCCCUGGCGCCCCCACCGCCGCCAGGCUGCAGGCGCCGCUGCUGAGGCCUGCGAAGACGUCAGUUGCGCCCGCGCGGCCAGGCACGCCGCUGUCCGCCGCGAUCAACCUCACGGCCACGGCUGCGGGCGCGGGGAUGCUGACGUUGCCCUGGGCCUUCAUGCGCUGCGGGCCCGGCAGGUGCCUGGGCAUCCUGGCGGCGCUGGCGGUGGUGACGGACGUGUCGCUGGUGCUGCUCGUGCGCGUGGGCCGCGCCACGGGCCUCGUGAGCUUCGGGCCGGUGGUGGAGAGGCUGUUCGGCGACGCGGGGAGCCGCGGGUUCCAGGCACUGAUGGCCUUCAUCCUGUUCUCUGCCCUGACUGUGUUCCAGCGCGUCGUGCUGGACCUCCUCCCAAUGUUCCUGGAGGAGCUGUGUUCGAUGAGCCGGGGCUCGCUGCGACCCAUGGCGGUCAGCGGUCUCGUGAACUGUUGCGUCCUCACGGCGUGCAUGUCCGACACGUUCCACGGACUGCGCUUCUCAUCUGGCGCGUCGCUCGCGCUCCUCGUCCCCUUCGUGGGUGGAUUGCUGUGGAAGGCGCUCGACGCCAUUGCCGACGUCGAGCCAGUGCACCCUCCCGUUGGCGAGGGUUCCCUCCAGGGACUGGCGCUGGCGCCCGCACUGCUCGCCGGCUCCCUGUGUUGCCACUUCGGCAUCAUAGAGAUCGACAAUGAGAUGCAGCCCAAAUUCCGCACGCACAUGUACGGCGUCAUCCACGUGGUGUGCCUCCUGGUGCUGCCCUUGACGUACGCCCUCGUGGGCCUUGCAGGCGUCGCGGCACUGGGCGCCGACACCAGCGAGAACGUGCUGGUGGCCUUCGAGGGCGACAGGCUGAUGCAGUUUGCCCGCGGCCUGCUCAGCGUGACCAACGCGCUUCGCAUGCCCCUCAUGGUGAAGCCGCUGCUGGGCCUCGUCCGAGGGAUCUCGGGUGGCGGCCCGCCUGGAGGAGCCAGCAGGGUACUCCAGGUGGCGGCGCUGUUGUUCUGCUCGCUCGUCCUCGCUCAGUGGAUGGUCGCCCUGACCAGCAUCCUGGGCCUCCUCCUCGGCACUGUGGGCGUGAUCGGCUGCUACUGCCUGCCAGGGUACAUGUACCUGCGCCUGUGCAGGGACGGCGCGGGCGCUGCAAGCGGGCUCCGCGCAGGAGCCUAUCUGACGAUCGCGGUCGGCGCCUCGACCGCGCUUCUGCAGGUUGCGUUCCAGUGAUUCUCCGCCCCGCCUUGUCUCCAGGACAGCCAGCGCGGGCCCCAGAGCUCAGGGCGAUUUUCCGCGGUUUUCAUGCGUAGCAGUCGUUCUCCUACCUCGUGCUGAUCCUCGUAAGGUCGAGGGUCUCGAGGCCGCGCGACCAGGGCCCCCUCCGGGCAGAUGUUAGGAACUGGUGCAACUCCGAGAUCGAGCGCUUGUAAGUCAUGGCGGCGUGUUUCGGACUUCAGGUCCGUGCCAACGGGAAACAGAAUGCAAAUUCCCGCGCGCGUGCCAAGCAGAGCGCGAGCAGAGUAGCUAGACGUGGAGCAUUCGAGGG
Molecule: messenger RNA, 1616 nt
Organism: Prorocentrum cordatum
Lineage: Eukaryota; Dinophyceae; Prorocentrales; Prorocentraceae
Source: the annotation of a GenBank genome assembly